Messenger RNA from Zootoca vivipara (common lizard), 4856 nucleotides. RefSeq names its product THAP domain containing 5 (gene THAP5). The record is from RefSeq and is a predicted model, not a curated record. Gene Ontology annotation, cellular component: nucleus. Lineage: Eukaryota; Metazoa; Chordata; Lepidosauria; Squamata; Lacertidae.
GAUUGGGAGGCGUUGCGUUCACCGCUGCUCGGUUUUUUUGUUUGUUUGUUUGUUUAUUUUUACGAACCUUGCACCCGGGAGGCUCCGGGGGGGGGAGGUUUUAUCUGGCCGCGGCGGAGCCUUGCCUCCUCCCGCGGCCUCCGCUUCGCAAUGCCUCGGUAUUGCGCUGCUACCUGUUGCCGGAACCGAGCGGGGCAGAGCGCCCGGGACCAGCGGAAGCUCAGCUUCUACCCCAGAUUUCCUCUUCAUGAUAAAGAAAGAUUAGAGAAAUGGUUACGGAAUAUGAAACGUGACACUUGGACUCCCAGCAAGCACCAGGUUCUCUGCAGUGACCAUUUUACACCAGAUUCUCUUGAUGUACGAUGGGGCAUUCGAUAUUUGAAAACGACAGCAGUGCCGACUAUUUUUUCAUCAUCCGUUAAUCAGGAAAAAGGAUUUUCCCAGAAAAGAAAACAAGAGAAAAUAGAUGUCAAACAAAGGGAUAUGGGUGUAGCAACUGCAUCUCUUAAACUUGCUUCACCAAAGAAAAAUAUCAUUGAAGAAAGCCUAUAUAGAAAAGCACUUUGUACAACUUUAAACAAGUCUCCAGAAAAGAAAGGACUGCUUAAGAACACAGUAAAAGUUGCAGAUGACGUUUCCUGUCUAAUUAAGUCUGUUACACAGAAUACGGAGCAGACCAGCCCAGUCUUAAUGCCAGCUGAUGUGCAGAAUUCAGCAGCCCACGAUUACAGCUCCCCAGAAAAUUGUAGUUUUAAUAACUCUAUAGAUAACAUCUUCAGUAGCACAACCACAAUUUUGCAAACUUCAGUUCAUGAUCUUCAUUCAUGUCUUGAGCGCCUUUCAGAUUCCAAAGUCACAGUUCCACAGUCACAUAUUGAACACUUGGGUUCAUCUCCAGAAUUAAACAAUAUCACUCUACCAAUUAAUGACCUUCCAUCUGAUCAACUGGACUUUCCCAUUGCAAGCUGUUCAGUGGAAUUGCAAGAAACUGAUGAAAACACUGUGUUGCUCCACACUGUUUCACAAGCUUUAGAACAGUUGAAUGGUAAUAAAGAUUCUGUUAUCACCAUUAUAGUUCCUUCUGAGGGUUCAAGAACUCCCUUACUGUUAGAGGGUUCAUUUCUACCAGAAGAACAGGAAUUAAUAAACAUAGAAUCGGAAACAUCUGCAUGUAUUGCCAGUUACAGUGGAAUUGAUGUUCUGCAGACUGAGCAUUCAUAUUGUAGGCAAGACUCUGACAGGGAACAACUCUGGCAGAAAAUUGCAAAGCUUCACUCCAAAAUAGCCCUUUUAGAAAUCCAGGAGAGGAAAACCUUAAGCAGGCUCAAAUCCUUAGAAGCACUUAUCGCAAAACUGAAGCAGGAAAAUCUGCUCUCUGAAGAAAAACUCAAGAUUGUAGAAAACUGUUUCACAACAUUUGAAGUUACUAUGAUACAAUAAAGGUUUUGCACUGAUUGUUUCAUCUGAUUACUACUUUGUACUUCGAAGAUGAUUGAUUCCUUCAUUCAUUUUUAAGGGUACUAUUUAAUAGCAUUUAUUAAAUGCUCAAGUUUCUUAAAGGUGCAACAGACGGGCUAUUCAUAAAGGAGAACCCUUGUAUUUUAUUUCAUGAUUGCACUGAAGUAAGUUGUUUGAUGUGGCUUAAUCAAAGAGUUAGGCUUCACUCGAGCCCCAUUAACUUAAAAGUUGCAGCUUCUUUGGUCUACUCGGUACUAAAUGUAUUCCAUGGGAGGUGCACAUAGAAUUGCAGCCUACAUUAAGAUUCAAUAGAUCUUGGUUUCCACUUACUGUGUUUAGCAGAGAGGGUCAGAUUGAGUUGUCUAUGGAAAUAAAAGGGAUUUUAUUGAAAUAAGAUGGGUUAGGCUCAAGACCAUAGUGUUUUUCUUUGAAAUAUGAGCGAAAUACCCAGUACCUGGGGGGGGGGGGAUAGAUCCAGUGGUUUAACUGAAUUGUUGAUUAAACCACUGUGAUUUCUAAUAUCUUCCUAACACAGUGUUUCCAUUACUUCCUCUUUCUUUUCAGUUGGAUAAAUUGCCCAUGCAAGGUGGUAAUUAAUUAGUCUCCUACCAGAUUCUGGAAAAGGAGAUACUCUGUAGAGAUACUUUGCCACUGAAUUACAGUUGACUCUACAUUUGUUUCUUAUUCAACACCGGGAUGCAUAAGCAGCCUGAAUACUGAGGGAAUGGCUUUUAUGAGCCCCCCCAUCCCCCAAUAUGCUAUAGGCUACCCCAUCUCUUUGAUAGGGAUAUGGUCCCUUUCAAGAUGCAUCAGUAUUAUCCAUGAUCAUAAGUUUUUUGUUGCACAAUUGGCUUUAACAUACAAUGCUCCCAGACCUUUGUGAGAUGAGCUGCAAUUGGAGAAGUGGGAAUAAGGAAGCAGGAAGGGAUAAAAAAUGAAGAAAGAGCAAGCUUCCAAAUUAUAUCAUGACGCGACGACCCUAUGGUGAUUAAAAGAAUGGAUGGAAGUGAAAAAUGGUGAAGUUUUGGAUCUAGAAGGUGCUGGGCUGGGACAUGGUUGGCAUUUAUAUUUAUUGAAAGAUAAAAUUGAAAAAUAUAACUGGUUUUGGAAUAAUAUCAUAAUAAAAUCAGUGUAUAAGAUAUGGAAAAAAUAUCAAUGUAUAUUGGAGCCAAAAGUGCUUUGGUGGGUAUCACCAAAAGAAAUUGAAGCAGUAAGAAAAAAUAAUAUGGAGGAUAAUUGGCCAACUUAUAAAGAUUUGCUUGAAGAAGUGAAUGGGAAUUGGAAGCUAAAAGAAUAUAAUGAAGUUAAAAAAUACUGCAACGAGUGGCUGCAGUAUUUCCAAAUUAAUGAACGGUUUAAAAAAGAUAAUGAAAUCGGAUUUGAAAAAGAAAUGCCAAAAUUUGGGAAAAUUAUAUUAGAAGGGAAAGGGAAAUAUAUACAAAAAUUGUAUGAUUUGCUAUUGGAUUGGGAGACAAAAGAUUAAUUGACGACAGAAGUUAUGAUCAAAUGGGCACAGGAUUUAGGGGGAAAUAUUUUGUAUGAAAAUUGGGGAAAAUUUUGGAAAAGAGAUUUAAAGUAUAUUAUAAAUUAUGAUCUAAAAGAAAAUGUCUACAAAAUGCAGUAUAGAUGGUACCUUAUCCCGACGAGAUUGGCAAAAAUAUACAAAAGUAAUGGUAAUAUCUGCUGGAGAUGCAAAGAAGAAAUAGGUACGUUUAUGCAUAUAUGGUGGAAUUGUAAAAAAAAUAAAAAUAUUGGGAAGAAAUUUAUAAAGAGUUAAAAAAGGUAACAAAGCAUUCAUUCAAGAAAGAACCGAAAAUAUUCCUUUUGGGAAUGACGAGUGAAGAAAUCAAAACAAAAGAUAUUUUAAUUGCUAAGAAUUGGAAAAGUGAUAUAAUUCCAAGUAAAGAAGAUUGGCUAUCAAAAUUAAUUAUAUAUAAAAAUUUGGCAACAAAAGAAGGAGUCCCAAAAAGUCUAGGCAAAGAAAAGGUAGAAAAGGAGUGGGAACCAUUUAACCAAUAUUUAAGAAAGCAGGUUGAAAAAGCAGGUUGAAAAAUCUUAUAGCAGAUUUAUGAAGGGUGCAGAAACAAAGAAAAGAAAGGAAAAAGACAGAAAAGAGUGUGCAGAAAAGUAAAGGAAGUAAAAUCAGUUUAUAGGAAAGGCUGGAAGUCAUAGGGGGUGGAGCGGGGAGGAAAAAGGGGUUAUGUUUAUUUUUGUUUAAGUUUUAAGUUUCAUGUUUAGUUUGGUUUAAGUUUACGUUAUUGUAUGCUGCUUAUGUUAUUGUUUGAGUUCAAGUUUAUGUUUAUGUUACAUUAUGUUACAUUAUGUUAUUGGUGUAAUAUGAUUUGAAGGUGGUGGGUUAUGAUUUUGUUUCUUAUGAUUUCUAUGAUUUAUUUAUGAUUUUGUUUUGUAUGAUAUUUUUAAAGGAAAAUAAAUAAAGUCUUUUUAAAUUAAAAAAAAGGAAAGGAAAGGUGAUAGGCAAGGCAGGAAGUGCAAGGAAACGGGAACCCAAAUUCAAAGGGAGAGCUAAUGGAGUUUCCGGCCACAAUAGGGAGCUGGUUCCUUCCAGAAAAGAGUCGGAUGAAUUAUGGGGCAUGAUCAAGAAGAUCCACAUGCACCUCUAUACAGAUGGAGAAUAUCCAGCUAAGAUGCUUUUUAUUUGGCCCAUCAAUCUAGCUACAGGCAUGCCUAUACAACUGGAUUUUGACUGAACACCUAAAUAUUGAUACGAUAUGAAUUCUAAUUCCAUAAAUUGGCAUUUUUCACAAGUUACCGCCAGGUGGAUGAAGCCUGUGCCAAAAUUUGUAUAAAUGAAUAGGGAACAGUAAGUGGUGUGAGUUUUGGAUUACACAAAACCAGGCACGCUUCCAGUUUUUAUUUUAUUGCGUUCAUGAAUUGCUUCACAUAAAAUAUUCCAAAGCAAUUUCACAGCAAAAACAAACAAUUUAAAGAUGCAGUGUGGGAAGUUUUGUUUUCUGUGCAAUGCACAUUAUUAGCCUGAUACCCUGAGACCGACACUUAGGAGUAAGGGAAAUGAGCCAGUUGCUGGCUUAAAAUUAUAGUUUGGACAGUUGAAAUGAUUGGCACAUCUAAUGAUCAUUUAUUGUUAGAUAAAAGAGCACAGUGGAUGUGAAGGUUAGUGCCAUUCUAGAUGGUAUGAAACGUAAGUACUGAUUAUCCAGCUCUUACUAGGACUACAUAAUGGUUUGACGUAUAAAUGAGGUAAUCAACUCAAGUCUUAAUCGAGCAAGCUUAUGUUUGCCUUAGCCUGAUGAACUUUUGAUCCACAGGAAUAUAGGUAAUAAUCUCUACACCUGAAUAAUUGCCUUUGAAAGUAAUACCUUCUCUAAUCAGCUAUAUUAUUUUAAGAACAAAGAAGCUUAUUUGUAAUAUAGCUGUUC